This is a messenger RNA of Schistocerca gregaria, 1467 nucleotides long. RefSeq names its product glutamyl-tRNA(Gln) amidotransferase subunit A-like. The record is from RefSeq and is a predicted model, not a curated record. The transcript has a single exon. NCBI's taxonomy places the organism in Eukaryota, Metazoa, Arthropoda, Insecta, Orthoptera, Acrididae. Bases 1 to 1467 code for a protein of 488 amino acids. Gene Ontology annotation, cellular component: glutamyl-tRNA(Gln) amidotransferase complex. Gene Ontology annotation, biological process: translation. Gene Ontology annotation, molecular function: glutaminyl-tRNA synthase (glutamine-hydrolyzing) activity.
AUGUUAUCGGAAGGAGAGACGACGUCCGUGGAGUUGGUGAGAGCGUGCAUGCGUCAGAUGCAGAGAACGAGGAAGAUGAAUGCGUACGUGAGUAAGAUAAGCGAGGAGUUGGUGUUAGAGGAGGCGGAGAAGGCGGACAGGAGGAGGUCGAGGGGGGAAGCCGCGGGCGUGUUGUCUGGCAUACCGUUGGCGGUUAAGGACAACUACGCGGUGAGGAACACGCAUACGACUUGUUCAAGCAAAAUGUUAGAAAAUUUUGUCAGUCCGUACGAUUCCACGGUGACAGCGAGACUGGAAUCGGCGGGUGGAAUCAUCGUUGGAAAGACGAAUAUGGAUGAAUUUGCGAUGGGGUCGAUGACCAGCACGAGCUUUUUCGGUCCCACGAUUAGUCCGUGGUCGUUUGCGUUUGGGGGUUAUCCGGACGCGCGCGAGACAGGCGGCCGAUUGGUUAGUCCGGGUGGUUCCAGCGGCGGUUCCGCGGUGGCGGUUUGCUCCGGAACGGCGUUCGCAGCAACUGGAACGGACACGGGGGGAUCCGUCCGGCUUCCCUCGGCGUGGACUGGAUUGGUCGGGUUCAAGCCGAGCUAUGGCGCGUGUUCGAGGUUCGGGAUUGUCAAAUUCGCCUCCAGUCUAGACACGCCGGGCUUGUUUUCGAAGUGCGUCCAAGACGCUCGAAUACUGUUUGACGUCGUAUCGAGCCCGGACCCGGCGGAUUCGACCUCGGUUGUGCCGUCGGAGGGCAGAAGGCCGAAGCGCAAGAUAGGCAUCCCAAGCGAGUUCAACAUUUCCGAGCUCUCAGACGAAAUCCGAGAACUUUGGACCAGCGGAAUCAGACUGUUCGAAAAUCAAGGGUACGACAUCGUCGACGUAUCCUUGCCCCACGCGCCGUACGCCCUCCCCUGCUACUACAUCAUUUCCCCGGCGGAGGCUUUUUCGAACCUCGCGAAGUACGACGGCGUUCGGUACGGACACAGAGCGACCAGCGGAGACACCGUGUUCGAAAUGUACUCGAGGUCGAGAAGCGAAGGGUUCGGCGAAGAAGUUCAGCGCCGCAUCCUCCUCGGCGCCAUCGCCCUCAGCAACCGGUUCCCAGGCCUCAACUUGAACAAGGCGAUGCAAAUUCGAAGGCUCAUCAGAGACGACUUCAAAAGCGCAUUCGACAACGUGGACGCGAUACUGACGCCCACCGCCGCAACGCCCGCCGUAUUCAUGAACGACGCCAACGAAACGGACCAAAUCCACAUGUACCUAACCGACGCCAUGACCGUCCCGGCAAACAUGGCGGGGAUACCUGCCAUAUCCGUCCCCAUGACGCUGAGCCGGUCCGGACUGCCCAUGGGGCUGCAGCUCAUGGCGCCCAUGUUCCAGGACAGGCUCCUGUUAGAGGUCGCCGAAAUCCUAGAAGAGCCGUGGCAAAGCAACCUGGAGGAAAACGUUCGGGCGCUAAAGCCAGUUUUGAGCACCUAA